AUUUCCCUAUUGCUAUUUGUCAUGUGUUCCUAAAAUUAGCAUAUUUCCAAUGUUCUCUUCAUUAUAGGCAGCGCAUACACGAGUGCCCUAGAGGUUGGUGGUUUGGUGGGAAGAAUAGCAGCUGGUUUGUGGUUUGAAGAUGGGAUUAAGAAGUCAUGGUAAUCCUUGGCAUGGUCUCCUCCUCUCUAUGAUGACUAGAAUGGCUGUAUCUUUGUACUUGUUUUGUGUUACUGUCACUGCAGGAUCUUCAAAGAUCUGGAUCUUGAUACUGGGAGCUGCAUUUGGAUUUUCUUCAUACAGACCUAUUCCACUGUUUGGAGUCAUUGGCAAUGAGAGUGCCCCUUCCAAUUUCAUUGGGACAUGCUAUUGUGGCCCUCUCUGCAAACGUGGGUGGAUUCCUUGCAGGACAUUUAGCACGAUUGCCAAACACUAUGGUUGGGAUUGGGACACAGCAUUUUGGGCAGCUGAGAUGACCUGCUUAGCUAUUACAAUCAUAUUUUUUCUUCUAAGGAAUAUACAAAGAUGGGCCGUCUAUAGAAGAAAGUGGACUGAAUUGGGUGCACUGAACCAUCCACAUUUACAAACACCCCUCAGGACCAUGGAAAGACUUCACUCAAAGGGAAGAGGGGGUGGAUGGUUUCAGGAUUCCAUUUUCUUUCUCAAACAGGACCUGAAAAACUUGACUUGUGCCAAGAAAAUGCCAUGUUCUCUUACCAUUUCAAUCCCAAGUGAAACAGUGUCAUAUUAACACUGGAAAUCCCUAUUCUGCUCUUGUUGUAGUGAAAUAAAUACUGCUAUAAAAAAGCAGUCCUGUAACCAAACUUGCUGCUUAGUGUAUGCAUGUAGUUUUUCUAUAAUGUUAGUUAUCCAUAUGGAUGGAGAAAUGAAUGAAUUGUGAGUGAGCACUGGAAUGAAGUGUAAGAAAAUCAUUAUUUCAUAUCCUCUCUGUAAAGAAAUAAUUUCCAUCAACAAUAGACUUUAUUCUCCUUACCUGUUCGCCGCAAGUGGUCAUAUAGUUUGAAUUAGGUCUCUCCUCUGUAUGGACCAACAAGCUACAAAACAUACUUUUGUACAAAAUCUAGUAUUGUAUAUAAAUAAUAAUUCACAUUAAUAAUCCAUGUUUCAACAUCACAUGCAUUUCAUUGAGGAACCAUUUUCUUAUCUAUAAAUGUUUUCCUUUCAGCCCAUUCACUAAAUGGAGAACUCUAUGGAGCAUUCUGGAGUCUUCUGAA
Xenopus laevis (African clawed frog) is the source of this 1232-nucleotide messenger RNA. RefSeq names its product glucose-6-phosphate exchanger SLC37A4 (gene slc37a4.S). The transcript has 4 exons. The record is from RefSeq and is a predicted model, not a curated record. Lineage: Eukaryota; Metazoa; Chordata; Amphibia; Anura; Pipidae. Bases 140 to 748 code for a protein of 202 amino acids.